AUUUUUUCCGUUUCCCGUGACUUACAUUGACAACAUCUUGCUUGAGAUAAGCUAGUGUGCUAGCUGUGCUUAUGCAAGGGCCAAGCAGCGUUUCCUAGCCAGCGAUAAUUUUAUUAUUGCUUUUCUUUCAUCGCUCAAAGAGGAAAACAUGUCAGAUACGGAGACAAAACCAACGAGUCAAGACUGUGGGGACAAGAAGGAUGGAGAGUACAUCAAACUGAAAGUGAUCGGUCAGGACAGCAGUGAAAUCCAUUUUAAAGUGAAGAUGACAACACAUCUGAAAAAGCUGAAGGACUCUUACAGCCAGAGACAGGGCGUCCCAGCAAGUACACUCAGGUUUCUGUUUGAAGGACAGCGAAUCGCAGAUAAUCAAACUCCAAAAGAGUUGGGCAUGGAAGAUGAGGACGUCAUUGAGGUAUAUCAAGAACAGACGGGCGGACUUUGGGAUCAUUAAACCUCUAUUUGUAUUAUUAUUUUUUUUUUUUUUGUAUUUAGUUAUUUUUUUUUUUUAUGAAUGCAUUUUCACUUCGCUUUUAAACCAUCUGGAUCAAUACUAUCUGGGCUUCCUUGCAUCGGGACAGAAAGGAUUGGAUGAGGUCAUGAGGAUCGGGGCUGUCAUGUCAUGCCGCAAGUUUGCGUGGGUGUAUUUGUUGUUUUAUGGCUUAAGGAUGCAUCAUGUGGCAUACACAGCAACAGGAUGUAAACAUUGCAGGAUGUCAUCAAGUGACAUCAUUUUUAUCUACUUUCAUUUUGAGCAUUGCAUUUCCCUUGUACAGACUUUUAAAUUCCCACUGUUUGUUUUUUGAGAAAAGCGAUGGAUUAGUUUGUCUGCAUUUCUCACAGUUUUUGGUUAAAUGAAUUUAGGUGUUUUUGUAUUGAUAUAAUUGCAACACUGUUGGGCUUUUUUUUUUUAUAUAUAUAUAUAUAUGUAUAUAUAUAUAAAAAUAUGUGCUUGUACAUGUGUUGGUUUUGGUGUUUGAUAAAGCCAUGAUUAUCUCUUGCGUGGUCUCCUGCUCAUAUUGGAAGGUGCUGCUUCCUACUUUCGGAAAAUUCACCUUUGCGUACUCAGGGGUUAACGUUGCAUUCAACCUCUUCUCCAACUGCAACGUCCAAGAUGAUCCAGUGGAAAAUCAGUCCCUCAGAUGUGUUGAAGUCCAGACACUCAAUUGUUCUCCAGAGAAGCCGUGAUACAGUUGGUUUGACAUUCUGGUGAGCUUUUUCUCUCGCUUUUGUUUUGACUGUUAAGAUGUGGAGGUGGGUUGGAAAAAGUUCCAGGAUUCCUUGCCACACAAUGCAAUCUAGGAUGGAUACCUCUGGGGAUCCUCUGCAGCUCUUGUUGCCAUCUUGAUGUCAUCCACAUCGGUGAAUCCUUGGGCUUGGUCCAAAAUCACAUGGGCCAGGUUGAGUCGAGAGCGUAGCUUGAGCAUGUUCUUGGCCGGGAACUGUCAGAUGCUCAAGUUGUCCCACCAAAAUCCGUUUGCACCAAAUGAAGCAAACACUCUUUGUAGACUUGCUACUUGAUCAUCUGGAUGACUUGGUACAUGAUGUUUCCUCAAAUCGGAAGAAUGCCAUCUACAUAACUUGCUUUCUUUGUUCUUGGAGAUGUCGGUCUCUUCAAUAAAGUUUGAAACAAAGGUUCAGAA
Molecule: messenger RNA, 1643 nt
Organism: Syngnathus typhle (broad-nosed pipefish)
Lineage: Eukaryota; Metazoa; Chordata; Actinopteri; Syngnathiformes; Syngnathidae
Gene: sumo1
Product: small ubiquitin like modifier 1
Exons: 5
Coding region: 149-454 (101 amino acids)
Biological process (GO): protein sumoylation
Cellular component (GO): PML body; nucleus
Molecular function (GO): ubiquitin-like protein ligase binding; protein tag activity
Source: RefSeq, a predicted model, not a curated record